This is a messenger RNA of Eupeodes corollae, 827 nucleotides long. It is a transcript of the gene Coq7, whose product is annotated as 5-demethoxyubiquinone hydroxylase, mitochondrial. Gene Ontology annotation, biological process: regulation of reactive oxygen species metabolic process; ubiquinone biosynthetic process; regulation of gene expression. Gene Ontology annotation, molecular function: 3-demethoxyubiquinol 3-hydroxylase activity. Bases 137 to 715 code for a protein of 192 amino acids. NCBI's taxonomy places the organism in Eukaryota, Metazoa, Arthropoda, Insecta, Diptera, Syrphidae. Gene Ontology annotation, cellular component: nucleus; mitochondrial inner membrane. The transcript has 4 exons. The record is from RefSeq and is a predicted model, not a curated record.
GAAACAUCUGAUGAAAUGACAGAACACAAUUUUCGUUUUCCCAUUCGCUUGCCGUGGACAGUGUACAAUACAAAUUCUGUUUAUUUUAAUUUCACAACGUGAUUUUUUAAGCAAAUUAUUUAUAAAUUAUAGAACAAUGCUUAAGGUAUCGAGUCGAUGUUUUGGGCAUUCAGCAGCGCGUUUGGUUCAAAAACGUGCCUGUCAACUAACUGAUGAGAUAAUUCGAGUUGAUCACGCUGGUGAAUUGGGUGCCGAUCGGAUAUAUGCCGGACAAAUGGCAGUCCUCGGCAAUAGGCCGGUGGGUAAGACAAUAGCCCACAUGUGGGAACAAGAGAAACACCAUCGCAGUGAGUUCGAAAAAUUAAUACGAGAAUAUCGAGUUCGACCGACAGUUAUGACCCCAAUUUGGAAUGUUGCUGGUUUCAUGCUGGGUGCAGGAACUGCACUUCUCGGGGAGAAAGCCGCAAUGGCCUGUACUGUAGCUGUAGAGACAGUCAUUGUUGAGCAUUACAACGAUCAACUCCGGCAAUUAAUGGAGAUACCCAAUGUUGACAAGGAACUACUUAAUACCAUAACAAAGUUCAGAGAUGAAGAGCAAGAGCACCAUGACAUCGGCAUUGAUUCUGGAGCCGAGCAAGCACCCUUCUAUAAGGCACUCACCGAAGUUAUAAAAUUGGGUUGCAAGACAGCUAUAAGUAUCUCCAAGAAAAUAUAAGGUGCAAUGGGAUUUUUAUUUAAAUUAACUCUUCUUAUUUUAUAACUGUCGAUAAGUCAAAACAGUUGCUUUUACUGUGUUUUAUACCAUUAAAUAUAUUUGUAUGAAUUUA